Trichoderma breve is the source of this 1746-nucleotide messenger RNA. RefSeq lists its product as uncharacterized. Gene Ontology annotation, molecular function: oxidoreductase activity. Bases 1 to 1746 code for a protein of 581 amino acids. The transcript has 2 exons. The record is from RefSeq and is a predicted model, not a curated record. Lineage: Eukaryota; Fungi; Ascomycota; Sordariomycetes; Hypocreales; Hypocreaceae.
AUGCUCAAACUCCCCAUCAGCGGCGACCCCACGAGCUCCGGCCUCCCAAUGAAUCAUGCUGUUCGCGCGAUGCAAUCGCCUCUCGUGGCAGUGGGGACACUUGACAACAAAGGCCGGCCGUGGACGACCGUCUGGGGCGGUGAUAUCGGCUGCGCAAGGCCCGUUGCAGAAGACGUGCUGAGAUUCGAUAGCAAAGUUGACACACAACAUGAUCCUGUCUUUAAUGCCUUGCUCGGAAGUGAUAAAGGCAAAGCUGGUCAUGCAGUGCUUCAAAACGACAAGAAGAGAAAAAUGAUGGCUGCAUUGACUAUAGACCUAGAAGGACAAGAUCGUGUCAAGCUUAUGGGCAAGAUGCUUGCAGCCAUGGAAGGCAAAGACGGGAGAGUCAGGAUUGCCAUGGAUAUAGAAGAGAGUCUUGGAAACUGUCCCAAGUAUCUCAAUCGAAAGGAGAUUGUACCGAAUGAUGCCCGUCCUGUACUGAUAUCACAGAAGCUACCAUUGCCGCAAGAAGCCGUGGACUUGAUUGGCAAAGCAGACACGUUAUUCCUGUCGAGCACUAACGGAAAAUCGAUGGAUACGAAUAACAGAGGUGGCCCACCUGGCUUUGUGAGGAUUAUCCAGAAUAAUGAAGACGGAGUGGUUCUGAUAUAUCCAGAGUUCUCCGGCAAUAGAUUAUAUCAGAGCUUAGGAAAUCUCAAAGUAAACCCACUGAUUGGCAUCGUUGUUCCCGACUUUGUCACUUCCGAUGUCCUAUACCUCACAGGCUCUGCAACAAUCCUGGUAGGCAAAGACGCCUCCGAUUUGCUCGUCAGAACACAACUGGCCGUCAAAAUCAACGUCACAGAUGCCAGAUUCGUUCGAUCUGGUCUCCCAUUCCGCGGAAUCCCGAUAGAGUACUCACCGUACAAUCCUCCUCCAAGAUAUCUUGUCGCCGAACAAACCGAAAGCACCGCGAAAGCAUCACAGGACAGCACCGAUCUUUCUGCAAAGUUUCUGUCCCGGGAGAUCCUCACACCAACUAUCAGCCGCUUCACAUUCAAGCUCUCGUCACAGAAGCAGAUCCCGACAUGGCAUGCUGGGCAGUAUAUAACAUUGGACUUUGCGCCGCAAUUGAACCGAGGAUGGUCUCAUAUGAGAGACCAUGAUCCACAGAGCUUGAACGACGACUUUAUUCGAACUUUUACUGUUUCCAAUACUCCACAAGAGGCUGAGCUUCAAAUCACCGUCAAGAAGAACGGACCUGCCACAAAUUUUCUUUGGAGGCAUAAAGCCGACACACCCCUGAAACUGUCUGUAUUGGGGUUUGGUGGACAAGAGUCAUUUCGUAUGCCCGUUCAAAAGGCCUCUGCAGAAUCGCGAACCUCCGUCUUCAUUGCGGCUGGCGUGGGUAUAACGCCACUGCUUGCGCAAGCUCCAGCACUCAUCAGCGCAGAAUCUGAUUUCGACGUAUUCUGGAGUCUUCGUGGGGAAGAUCUAAAAUUGGCGGUGGAUUCAUUCAAAAGAGUUGACGGGCUGGCGGCUAGAACGAAGCUUUUUAUCACGGGUGAUCAUUUUGACAGUAAGCUGGUGAAGGAGGUCCAGACUUUAGGGUCUGAGGUUGUAUCCCGACGAUUAAUUGAAGACGAUCUCAAAACUUUGAAGGGGGCGGAGCGUAAAUUCUUUCUAUGUACCGGGCCAAUGCUCUUGCAGAGAGUGAAAGGAUGGCUGUCCGGUGAGCAAGUGGUUUGGGAAGAUUUCGGAUACUAA